AUGAUCUUUGCUACCGUCAAGGACAGCGUGCGCAGCAGCUGGGGCAUGUUCAGCGCGGUCGAGCGUCGUAACAUCUUUCUAUACAUUUUAGGGAUCACAUUCUACAAGUUCGGCCUUGAGGCCUUCAAUGGCUCCAUCCUUGCCCUCGCUACGAACCGGUACGACUACGAUGCCUUGUUAAAACAUCGACCGGCCAAGACGUUCGAACGAGUCGGCCUACUCAGCGGUCUCAACCAGGCCUGCCAGUGUGUUGGCUCGAUCAUCAUUGCACCCUUGGUUCGUCGUGCUCCCGCCAGACUCGUUCUGGUUAUCUCUGUCGUCUUGUUUGGCCUUUUUACCGCUAUUCUCAUGGUCGUGGAUGCUGCCACUGGCGGAACCAUCAUGCCUCCAGAGUUCCGCGGCGAUCACCCGGCCAUGGAUUUCCACUACUAUGGGAAAUACAAUACCGACGGCAUGAUACCCAUCUACUGUGUAACUGGUAUCGUCUACGGGAUGGUCGAGUUAAUCCGUCGUAUCAUCCCCCGUGAUAUCGUGGGAGGAAACAUCCAAAAGCUUCGCCGUCUCGAUGCCAUGGUCCACGUCUUCUAUGAGAUUUCUGGCACCGGCAGUGCAUUCUGUACCGCUCUCGCCCUCAUCCCGACCUUGGGGAACAACUACUCUUUCAUUAUCACCCCCGUCUUCUUCGCCAUGGCCGGUGCAACCUGGUUCUUCAUUAAGGAAGGCGACGCCUUCCAGCCUCCUCCACCCCCUCUCUUGGGCAAGCGACCGACAUACAUCAAGGCAGUGUUCGUGUCCUUCUACCUAUUCGGUGAAUCCAUCUGGACCGGAUGCAAGCUCCUUUUCACUAACCGCCGCUUCAUCUGGCUUAUCCCCGGUUACUCGAUUGCCUUCUAUGGCCAUCGCUAUCUCGAAAACGGGCUCGCCCCCGCCGUCGCCCGCCGAUACCUGGGCCACUCCGCCUGGGCUAACAUCAUUGUCGGUGGCUCCAACCUUGGUGAAUUAUUCGGUGCUCUUUUCGUCUUCCUUUUCACCAAUCUUGUAACCACCCCGAUUCCGUGGGUUCGACUUGACGCCAUCAUGCUUCUGGGUGUCUGGUAUCUCUCCUUCUGGACACCACCACAAGACCAGGUCAUCUAUGCCUGGAUCAUCGCCGCAACCUUCCUACCCAUUUCCUUCGGUUGGGCUGCUGGAGACGUCUCUCUCGCUGCCUAUAUCCAGGCCUCUCUCGCACGCCACGAGUCCAAAGCCCAAAACGUAUCUGCCCUCGGUGCCGUUAUGGCUUGCCUCUACACCACUUAUAUUGUCACAUACGCCAUUUCCUCGCCUUUACUGGGCCAAUACAUUGAUUCCGUCUACAUCAGCACGGGCGGUCGUGAUGGAGGAGGCAACAUCCACUCUGCAAUUCACAACGUCGCAGGUGUACAGUACAGCGUGAUGGCUGUCAUAAUAUUUGCCAGUACUUUCAUCCCACAAGGAGCAUGGCGCAUCAAUCCCAAGAUGCUAUUCAACCAGAACCUUGAUGCCGACCUUGAGGUUACCGAAAUCGGCGAUGGCAUUGACCUGAAAAAGAAGAGCCAUGAGCGAGACACUUCUCUCAGCACAGAUCCGAGAGAUAGGGAGUCAUGGUGA
Messenger RNA from Microsporum canis CBS 113480, 1629 nucleotides. RefSeq lists its product as hypothetical. The record is from RefSeq and is a predicted model, not a curated record. Bases 1 to 1629 code for a protein of 542 amino acids. Lineage: Eukaryota; Fungi; Ascomycota; Eurotiomycetes; Onygenales; Arthrodermataceae. The transcript has a single exon.